Lycium barbarum (goji berry) is the source of this 841-nucleotide messenger RNA. Its product is annotated as gibberellin-regulated protein 6-like. The record is from RefSeq and is a predicted model, not a curated record. Bases 163 to 480 code for a protein of 105 amino acids. The transcript is spliced from 3 exons. Lineage: Eukaryota; Viridiplantae; Streptophyta; Magnoliopsida; Solanales; Solanaceae.
GUUGCCUUUUGGCUUCUAUUUAUAUUCCAAACCUUCCAGUAUAUAUCAAGCACCACAUUUACUUCUAUACUCACAAAUUGGCCUUUCAAUACACUCCUCUGCUUCUCUCUUUUAGCUGUGAAUAGGCUUAUUUGCUCCCAAUUUUCACCAAGAAAAUCAGCUAUGGCCAAACUUGUCUCAAUUUUCCUUUUGGCCCUCCUUGCCUUCUCCAUGAUUGCUACCACUGUUAUGGCUACAAAUGGAAAACACCACCAUCACCAUGCUAAAAAGUAUGGACCAGGGAGCUUGAAGCCCUCACAAUGUCUGCCACAAUGUACGAGGAGGUGUAGCAAGACACAGUACCACAAGCCAUGCAUGUUCUUCUGUCAAAAAUGUUGCAACAAAUGUUUGUGUGUUCCACCUGGUACCUAUGGAAACAAGGCUGUUUGCCCCUGUUACAACAACUGGAAGACCAAGGAAGGAGGACCAAAGUGCCCUUGAAUUUCUUCUACUUAUUUUACUUUCUAGUUUCUCUCUGUUUUCUUCAUAUGUCUUCUACUUUAAUUUGUCUACCUAAUGUUGUUGGUUUGCCUGCUCUUUAUCCCCUUGUACUUUUGUCUAACCCAAGUAUGUAAUCUGACCAACAAUUUCCAGUUUAUAAACUUAAAAGAAAAAAAAUUAUCCGUAUUAAUUGUUUAGAAAGUUUUAAUGCUCAUUUGCGCUUCAGUGUGCUCCAAUAAGAGAGAUGUCUAGCUAAUUAUUUUGGUAGCGUAUUUCUUUCUGUACAACAAUAAAAUUAGAGUACACCCAUUUUUCAGUUCCUGUAAUUGGAGUUACUUUUAUAGAGUUUCAAAUUCCAGAA